This is a messenger RNA of Solea solea (common sole), 2732 nucleotides long. RefSeq names its product thymocyte expressed, positive selection associated 1 (gene tespa1). Lineage: Eukaryota; Metazoa; Chordata; Actinopteri; Pleuronectiformes; Soleidae. Gene Ontology annotation, molecular function: signaling receptor binding. The record is from RefSeq and is a predicted model, not a curated record. The transcript is spliced from 13 exons. Bases 592 to 2532 code for a protein of 646 amino acids.
AUGAGGCACAGGGAGAGAGAGAGAGAGUUCCCAUAUCACACAAAUGUCUUUGCUCCUACAACAAAAUUCCCUUUUUCUACUUGGUGUGAUGUGUGGAUUUCUAUCUCUCUAUUAUUAUUGUAAUCUUUUCUGAUGAGCAGCCAGCCUUACCUCUGACAUUUUGCCAUAGCGUGUAUCAGUCUGUGAGCUUUUGUCUCUACAGGAUGUGUCGCACGCUGAAUUAACUGCUAUGUUUUACAUGACAUGCUCAGUCACUUCCUACACAUCUGCUCAAACCAACCCCAUCCCCUGUGAUGAUCGGCACACACUCGACCAGACACGGACAACUGAUAAGGCUUCAGAGGGAAAUUGGCCUAAACUCACAAUGUUGCAUCCUUGAAAACUCAGAGGAGGGUGAUGCCAGCAAACAGUUUGUCGAAGGCUGCAGUCGAACAAAUUCAGCACAGCUCUGCCACAACAGGAAACAAGAGAAAAAAGCGCCACUGUCACACGAGUGAGACCUGCAGACCUUCGUUGAUGAAGAUAUUAUGUGGAUGACAUUAUAAAAUGGAAAUCAUCAAACACAAAACACGCUGUGUGUGAACUGAUACCAUGGAGAGCCCGUCCUCCACGGUGAGGCGACGAGCCUGGAGCAGCCGACAGUGGCCCACUCUGGAGGAACCGGAGGGGCCGUCAUCCCAACCCCUGUCGGCCUCAAUAGCAGACGAUGACGUGUUUUCUGAUGGAUGCUUCACAGGAAAGAUUGAGAACUGGCUUCUUGGUUGUGGGUCAGAAAUCUGUCCAGAGAACACCAGCCGGCUGAGUUUUGAGUCUGCGCUCAAAACCAACAACUGUGAUGAUGACCUGAGCCUCGGCGCUGAUGCUUCUGUAGUAAGAGGUGGAGGCAUUUCGUGUGAAGCAGGCCGUGCACCGCAUCCAUCCCUGAAACGAGACAGCAGCAGCACGUCUCGUCCAGGAUUAUCUUUGCCAUCACUGAGCCUGGGCAUCAGCAUGGCCUCCAGCUGCCUCUCCUCGUCCACCUGUAAAACCACAUCAAGUGUUUCAGAGGUCCUCCAGAUGUGUUCAGAAGAUGCAGAGGAGACACUGUUUGAGUUGGGCUUUGGCUCCGAUGAGCCACAAGUCCAUGUACGCAUCCCACCUCGCUUCUUUACCUUCCCCUCUCAGGCUCAAGGCAUCAACUUCCGCCUCUUUCUUGACUCACAGCUGCGGCGAAUACGAGAGGAGGACCCCAGCCUCUCUCUUGCAAGUCGCUUCAGACAAGUCCAGGUGCUCACAGCCAUGGCCAAUGCCUUUUACUCCCUCUACUCCCACGUGUCGCGCACUCCUCUCCAGAAACUGGCCACCCCGGAGUUUAACUUCUCGUCUUCCAUGGAGAGGAUCGAACGUUUCAGGAGCAGCAUUCGCAGUGAGCCACGCUCUCCGGUGGAGAGGCUGAAAGACACCGUCUCCAAGAUGUGCCUCUACACCGGUUCUCCCAGAGGCUCAGACUCCACCUCUCCGCAGCCUUCACCCAGGAAGAGAUCCAGCAUCCCAGACGUUGUGGAUUUAUUGCUGGUGAAAGCCAAGAGUGGAGGUGGCAAGAAACUGGAUUUUGAGGAAUAUAAGAGGAGCAGCGUUAGUCAGUUAGGUACAAAUGACGGGAAAUCUUGUAACAGGGGGGAAGAGGAGAUAACGCAGCCUAACAUGGAAGACACAGGAAAUCUUCAACAUGCAAAUAAGGGGAUGCACAGCAGUAAACACUCUGCUGAUGCUGCUGAAAACAUCAUCCACCGAACACACAAUGAGAGCAGGACUCAGAAUAGGAAAACAUCUGCAGACUCGUCAGUAUCAGGAGAAACUGUGAUACAGCCUGGUGAUCACUUUUUUUCAUGCCACGACACAAAUUCCCCUCAAAGUGACACAAGGACGACAGCUGAGAUAAAGCCCGUUGCCAGGGUUACUCACGAUCUAAUCUGCCCCCAGAUAGCCGAGAAGGUACAUCAGGCACCCUUCUGUACUCAACACACAGAUACAGAUACAUCAUGUGCAAGUAAAAUACAAGCCCCUAUCUCUGUGCCGGGGGGUGACUCAUGCUCGGGUGAUAUUACCUCUUCAGCAGAGGCCAGAUCACUUCCUGUCCUGGCCCAAAGUGGCACCUACACUCAUUACUGCAUCACUGUGACGGGCUGGGAGGGGGACAACACCUCUGCUUCCUUAUUGAACACACCGGAUUCCAGCAAUACUUUAAGCCUCCCACCAGUCCAUGCAGACGAGGAGCCGGUAAACGAGGGGAAGACCUCGUACCUGACUCCUGUGACACCUCAGGGCCUGGGGUUUCUCUCCAAUAACCUGCAACAAGUUAACUCUUUUGAGCUGGAGGAGGUGCACAGUGCAGGGGAGGAAGAUUUGAGUCAGUCGGACACAACGACCUCACCGUUGUCCACCAAACAUCAAAACAAAGGUGAAGUGACCCGCGGGGACAGCGUGCAGUCAGACAGCAGCGGCUACGCGGACGAAGAAGUCAGUUCCUCUUCAGACAGACACGGCAGAUAACAAGAAACGGAGUGAAUCGACGUUCAAAGGCGACGUUGUUUUUCUCUCCUUUGGAGUGAAGAUUUGUCUCUCCACAAGUCAUGGUUUUGAAAACCAUCCAAGUAAUAGCCUAGAGCCAAAGGAUUGAAAUGUCUUUUUUUUUUGGAGAGGACUUGGUAUUGCAUAAGAAUUUCAUCAGCUCGACACUGAAGGACAGUCCC